Pyricularia oryzae 70-15 is the source of this 1470-nucleotide messenger RNA. RefSeq names its product Hsc70 cochaperone. The transcript has 2 exons. The record is from RefSeq and is a predicted model, not a curated record. Gene Ontology annotation, molecular function: protein binding; molecular adaptor activity. Bases 124 to 1185 code for a protein of 353 amino acids. NCBI's taxonomy places the organism in Eukaryota, Fungi, Ascomycota, Sordariomycetes, Magnaporthales, Pyriculariaceae. Gene Ontology annotation, cellular component: TRC complex; membrane. Gene Ontology annotation, biological process: post-translational protein targeting to endoplasmic reticulum membrane.
CUCAGCUUCCUCCUACGCGCCCCUCCGCGUCAGCUUAUUUCCACCGCCUACACCUGUCCUGACCUGAGAUAAUUUUUACCCCAAAGCAAACUGGUACUCUUUUGACGGCGGAAAAUUCAAACAAUGUCAACUACAUCACAACAGCGCCUGGCGCUGGCCAUCUGCGACUUCCUAAACACCUCGGCCAAGGAUGGAACCCUUGCCGCGGACGAUAGCGAGUCAAUCGAGGUCGCUGUCAACUGCAUCGCCGAAUGCUUCAAGGUCGACCCCACAGACAAGGCGGCCGUGACGGCUGCCGUCGGCGACCAGAACCUGUUGAAGAUCUAUGGCGUCUACGAGAAGCUCAAGGGCACCGGUUCCAGCAGCAGCGCUGCCAACAGCAGCGCCCCCGCACCUGCCGCCUCGGCCGCACCCACGGAUGAGCAGAAGAAGCAGGCCGACGCUCUCAAGUCCAAAGGCAACGCCGCCAUGGCGCAAAAGGACUACCCCCAGGCCAUCGACCUGUACACCCAGGCCCUGGCUCUGCACCCCGGCAAUGCCAUCUACCUGUCUAACCGUGCCGCCGCCCACUCGGCCGCCAAGGACCACGAGUCGGCCCGCGCCGACGCCGAAGCUGCCGUCGCCGUCGACCCCAACUACACCAAGGCGUGGAGCCGCCUCGGUCUGGCGCGGUUCGCGCUCGGCGACGCCAAGGGCUCCAUGGAGGCCUACCAGAAGGGUAUCGAAUACGAGGGCAACGGUGGCAGCGAUGCCAUGAAGAAGGGCUUCGAGACCGCCAAGAGGCGCGUCGAGGAGAUGGACCUGGACACCACCCGCGGUCCCGGAGGUCCGGGCGCUGGUGGCAUGCCCGACCUGAGCAGCUUGGCCAGCAUUUUGGGUGGUGGUGCUGGCCGCGGCGAGGGCGGUGGCAUGCCCGACUUUGCCAGCAUCAUGCAGAACCCCAUGUUUGCGUCCAUGGCUCAGAACCUCAUGAGUAACCCGGACCUGAUGAACAACCUCAUGAGCAACCCCAGGCUCAGGGAGAUGGCCAACUCUUUCGGAGGAGGUGGUGGCGGUGGUAUGCCGGAUAUGUCGCAGCUCAUGUCUGACCCGUCGAUUGCCGAGAUGGCAAGGUCGAUGAUGGGAGGUGGCGGUCCUGGUGCUGGUCCCAAUGCCGGUCCCGGUGCCGGUCGGGGUAGCCAGUAGAGAAUAUAGUGGGUCUAAGCGUUGAAAUGGCAAAUACAAGAUAUCAUGAAGCUAGUAAUGGAAGUUUUAUUGCCAUGGGGCCCGCCAAACCUAUAAUGCCCAGACUAUUCCUUUAGAGAAACUUUGAUUGUGCUUGUGGCUUUACCUGUCGUGGAACUCUGCGUACUCGUGAUUAUUAUAUACCUGUAUUUACGUGGUACUCAUCAUCCAGUUUUAGCUCGGUUUUGCGAUCAAGAUUGAUAUUAUGCGUGUCAAAUUGGCUACCCCGGUAAUGUGCACUGUACU